Messenger RNA from Xylona heveae TC161, 2295 nucleotides. RefSeq names its product multicopper oxidase. The transcript has 7 exons. The record is from RefSeq and is a predicted model, not a curated record. Bases 233 to 2062 code for a protein of 609 amino acids. Gene Ontology annotation, molecular function: oxidoreductase activity; copper ion binding. Lineage: Eukaryota; Fungi; Ascomycota; Xylonomycetes; Xylonales; Xylonaceae.
AGUCGACUGAGAAGGCUUCCCUUCAGAUUCUUCACCUGCAUUGCCUUCUUCUUCAAGAUACAGUCUUUCGUUCAAAGCAAUUGUGUGGGUUUGUCCCGCAGUGACAACCUACAACCUUCAUUCGUUUUUCAAGUCUCGAGCAGUUGACCGUUCGUUGUCGGCUGCUCCUAUUUUCCUUUCUUGUUUUCCACCUAAAAUAUAUUACAUUCGUUGAUUACAACUAAUACGCAAAAUGCAUUCGUUUCUGUCACUCGCUUUCGCCCUGUCUGUUGGCUUUCCAGCUUUGAGCCAUGCCGGACCUUGUGUUCCAUCUGGACAGAGCGCAACUACAACCACCCAAGCUGCGGCGGUCUCGGGAUCAUCUGGAUCAUAUGGAUCAAGUGGAUCCUCUGCUGCAGCAUCAUCAUCAUCUUCCGCGCCUUCAGCAUAUUCCAAUUCCUCAUCAAAUAGCUACUACUCAUCCUACGGGUGCUCGAGCAACACCCCAUUCAAUCGAUCAUCAUGGUGCAAUGGUUAUAAUCUAACCACCAAUCCAUAUACCACAAUCCCAGAUACCGGCAACACUGUCGAGUACUGGUUUGAGCUUGGAAACUAUACAGCUGCACCUGAUGGGGUCUCGAGGGAUGUCUUGCUGAUCAAUGGCAUUUUCCCCGGCCCUACAAUCGAAGCAAAUUGGGGAGACACUGUUGUGGUGCACUUCAAAAAUAACCUGCAAACUAAUGGAUCGUCGCUUCAUUUCCACGGUGUUCGCCAGAACAAGACCAAUCAAAUGGACGGAACUGUCUCAAUCACACAAUGCCCAGUAGCGCCCGGUGAUAGCUACACCUACACGUGGAAAGCUUCGCAGUAUGGCUCCUCUUGGUACCACUCUCACUUUGGACUUCAAACUUGGGAGGGCGCCUUCGGAGGCAUUGUCAUUCACGGUCCUGCUACGGCCGACUAUGACACCGAUCUAGGAAAUCUUUUCAUGAACGAUUGGAGUCAUGAGACCGUCGACGAACUUUACGACUACGCUGAGGCAACCGGUCCACCAACCAUGGACAAUGCCUUGAUCAAUGGAACAAAUGUUUAUAACUCGACCGGAGAGCGGUUCGAGGUUGUGUUUUCUUAUGGUACCAAGUACUUGCUUCGCCUGGUCAACAGCGCCAUCAAUACCCACUUCAAGUUCUCGAUUGACAACCACACCUUGACUGUGAUUGCAAUGGACUUUGUUCCUAUCGUGCCUUUUGAGACGGACUACAUCAGCAUCGGCAUCGGCCAGCGCUACGAUGUUAUUGUCGAGGCCAAUCAGACGGUGGGAGAUUAUUGGCUACGUGCCAUUCCUCAAACCGCUUGCAGUUACACGGACAAUGUCGAUAAUAUUAAGGGUAUCGUCCGGUACGAUUCUUCGAGCACAGCUGAUCCGACCACGACGGCGUAUGACAUGCCAAAUGACUGCAAUGAUGAGCCCGCGGCAUCUCUUGUACCUUACGUCGCACUCAACGUUGGACCUGAUUCUUCCCCUGAAGAUCUGAAUGUGACCUCGUUCUUCACAAGCGACAACCUUUUCCGGUGGGCGAUCAACAAUGUUUCAAUGGCCUUGAACUGGCAAAACCCCACACUCCUCCAGGUCUAUGAUGGCGUCUCAAACUUCACUGCCAAUGAAAGUGUCGUUGAGGUCAAUGGAGUGAAUGAGUGGGUCUAUACUGUCAUUGAGACCACGGAUGAGGUUCCUCACCCCAUUCAUUUGCACGGACACGACUUCUUCGUGAUCGCUUCUGGAACAGGUUCUUUCGACCUUUCUUCCGGAAACUAUACAACCACCAACCCCCCUCGAAGGGACGUUGCCAUGCUUCCCGGUAAUGGGUAUCUCGCCAUCGCUUUCCAGACAGACAAUCCUGGAGCUUGGCCUCUGCACUGCCACAUUGGAUGGCACCAAGAAAUGGGAUUCGCUGUACAGUUCGUUGAACGGUACGAUGAAAUCAAGCCUUUGAUUGACUUUGAUGUUUUGAACAGCACCUGUUCGGCCUGGGAUGCUUGGCAGGACGCGAACAACGUUGUGGAUGAUACCUCGGGUAUAUAGUUGCCUCGUCAGGAUUUCUCUUUUCUUUCCUCGAACACAUUUUUCUUUAAUUUUGCAGUCUCUUCUUCUUUAGAGCAUAUCGGAUACAUUCUUACCGGGGAGUCUUUGCCGGUGUGAUACAAAUCUUUUUUUCUUUCAUUUGUUUCAUCGCUUCUCGAAAAUCGCGUGGGGGGUUUCACAUUGUGGCCGUACUCGGGCCUGUUAUCUUGUACACGUGUUACGCCUGAAGGCAG